Messenger RNA from Syngnathus typhle (broad-nosed pipefish), 2034 nucleotides. It is a transcript of the gene pi15a, whose product is annotated as peptidase inhibitor 15a. The transcript is spliced from 6 exons. Bases 178 to 942 code for a protein of 254 amino acids. NCBI's taxonomy places the organism in Eukaryota, Metazoa, Chordata, Actinopteri, Syngnathiformes, Syngnathidae. The record is from RefSeq and is a predicted model, not a curated record. Gene Ontology annotation, cellular component: extracellular region.
UGGCUAGACUAUAUAUAAACCCGUCGAGAUCAUCUCCUCCCGAAGACUUCUUAUAGUUUGCAAAACUUCACAAACUACGCGCAAACACAACUUUAGCUCUUCCUUUCCGCUCAUUUGGUAGGGCUGCACGAGAAAGAUCCAAUUGCGACGCGAAGGAUAUCUAUAGCAAGAGCAAACAUGCAGCUUGCACACUUUCUUGCGUUCAUCUUGCUGUUCGUGCAUUAUGGAGCAAAUGCACUGACAGCCACCGUCACCGCUGCGCCCUCCUCCGCUUUGCGCGCGGCCAAUUUCAGCAACAUACACGCCGGGACGGACGGCGGCUCUUCUAAAAGCAGGAGGAAGCGUUACAUUAGUCAGACCGAUAUGGUGGCUAUUCUUGAUUACCAUAACAAAGUGAGGGGCAAUGUGUUCCCCCCGGCGUCGAACAUGGAAUACAUGGUGUGGGAUGAUACUUUGGCCAAGUCAGCUGAGAGCUGGGCCCACGCCUGCAUGUGGGAGCACGGCCCGUCUCAUCUCCUUAGGUUUCUGGGUCAGAACCUCUCCGUCAGGACGGGACGGUAUCGCUCCAUUCUUCAGCUGGUGAAGCCGUGGUACGACGAGGUCAAAGAUUAUUCCUUUCCUUACCCCCGCGACUGCACCCCCCGCUGCCCCCUCAGAUGCUACGGCCCCAUGUGCACCCAUUAUACCCAGAUGGUUUGGGCCACAUCCAACAAAGUGGGCUGUGCCGUUCACACGUGCCACAAUAUGAACGUUUGGGGUUCCGUGUGGAAACGGGCGACGUAUUUAGUCUGCAACUACUCACCAAAGGGCAACUGGAUUGGAGAGGCUCCCUACAAAGUCGGGGUCCCCUGCUCCGCCUGCCCCCCCAGCUACGGCGGUUCGUGCAGCAACAACAUGUGUUUCCCUGCUCUGAAGACAAACUACCUGCACUGGUUCAAAUAAACAAGGCCAGCCACACUACCACAGAGACACCAUUCUCAUCGAAAGGUGGAAAGAUUUGCACAUGGACCAGUCUAUUUUGUAUAUAUGGCGUAUUUAAAGACACAGACGCAAUUGAAGGCAGCAGACAAUUUUAACGAUGUGUACAUGAACUGUAAAUUAAUUUCGCUUUACAAGACUUUUUUUUUUUGGUACCUGCCUGGAUUUAUUUUUUGUCAUUUAUAUGGAGAUGGGUCCUUAAAACACACAUUCACAUGCGGUGCUAUGUACUUUUGAACAAUGUAGCAUUCAAGGCCCCUACAUGACGAUAACUGCUCAUGUGCGCUCGCUAUGUUGCUGCUAUAAGGGCAUCACACCUUCGUGUUGUGUGCUCUUGUUUUUGUCGGAAUGUUGGGAUGUAACUUCAAAGGCCAGCGUGGCAACACCACCCGUGUCCUCGUCGGGCGUCUAUUUUGGGCCGGUGAGGAAUUGGUAAAAGUGCACUUACAAGUUCAAAUGUAUCUCCCAGUUAAGGAAUUUCCAGAUUACUUUUCACUCUAAUGUUUAGAAACGAUGUUUCUAAAGCACAACAUAUCAGACCCUUUAUCGGUUUGAUAAUGUGUUGUAUUGUAUAUUGGAAUAUUUAAUAUCCAUUUUGUUUCGAUAUUGGAAAGAUCCACUGUUGUCUUUGUGAAGCAGUUUUGGAGCAAAACACUAAAGUGCACCUUCAUUGUUUGUAAAUGUCCAAAAUAUCCAAUUUUUUUUUUUUAGUUUGUGUACAUAAUCAUGUUAUCUUGAUUAUCUUUAAAAUACAAUUAAUGUGUAAGUUAUUCAUUUUUAUAUUUACUUUUAAAUGGUAUUCAUUUUUUUGUAUUGUUUUAUGAAAGGAUUGUACUUAUAGCGAGAGAAGUAACAGUAUGCAGUUCGUUAGCUAUGAAGCACUAGUACAAUAUUUCUUUUCAAAUGUAAAGAACACAUUUAACUGAUCAAGUCAAAAACAAGGGGGUAUUGCUGUAACUAUAACAAAACAGGAAACAUUCCGCACUGACUCCAGGCUCUUUAUGUAAUGAACUGCUCUCUUGCUUUGAAAUUGUUAAUAAAAUGGUUUAAAAAUUG